UGACACCCAACCAUGGUCCAAAGGUCACCGGUGGUCGCCUGAGCUACCAAAUAGGGGAUGUUAUUCGCAUGAACUGCACCUCAGGACCAUCCAAACCAGUCUGUCAUCUCAGCUGGUUCAUCAAUGGUGAACCGGCAAAUCGAUCAUAUCUCAAACAAUAUGAAAAAUAUGUGGUCGGUCGUGAAGGGCUCGAAAUGGCGCGGCUGGGUUUGGAAUUUCGUGUGAAGGGUAUCCAUUUUCAAGAUGGCGAAAUAAAAAUGAAAUGCGUGGCCAAAAUCUCCUCCCUGUACUGGCAAAGCAAUGAGGCAAGUGUGCAAAGUGAUCGGCAGCAUCGUGCACCGGCGCUAGAAUCACGCGAAACAAUUGCAGCCAAAUCGCGUGCACAUGGUUCCUCCUCGGCAAAGCCACGUUCCCACACCACAUUGCAACAAUUACAUCUAGCAACACUACUGAGCUUAUUAACGGCAUUUUGUACUUCAAGCUACAGCAUAUCUCUAAGAUAACUAAUUUAAAUUAAUUUCUUACUACACUGUGUAGGUGACAGUAACACCUGGAAAGAUAUAACAACGUUGUCUUUAAUAACAACGGUAAAAAUAAAUUAAAAAGGACACAUAUCCUAUGCCAAAUUAAAAAUCCUGCAUUUAGUUGUUAGAGUUAGAGUUAUGCAUAAACUGAACAAAAAAUGAAAAUCUUAUUUGUAAAUAAACAGAAACUUAAACU
Bactrocera tryoni is the source of this 720-nucleotide messenger RNA. RefSeq lists its product as uncharacterized. NCBI's taxonomy places the organism in Eukaryota, Metazoa, Arthropoda, Insecta, Diptera, Tephritidae. The transcript is spliced from 3 exons. The annotation marks the transcript as partial. The record is from RefSeq and is a predicted model, not a curated record.